Messenger RNA from Lethenteron reissneri (Far Eastern brook lamprey), 4124 nucleotides. RefSeq names its product prolyl 4-hydroxylase subunit alpha 1 (gene P4HA1). The record is from RefSeq and is a predicted model, not a curated record. Gene Ontology annotation, biological process: peptidyl-proline hydroxylation to 4-hydroxy-L-proline. Gene Ontology annotation, cellular component: endoplasmic reticulum. Gene Ontology annotation, molecular function: procollagen-proline 4-dioxygenase activity; protein binding; L-ascorbic acid binding. NCBI's taxonomy places the organism in Eukaryota, Metazoa, Chordata, Hyperoartia, Petromyzontiformes, Petromyzontidae.
GCUUGAGGGGUCUGGAUGGGUUGGGCUGAGCGAGGAGAGGAGGAGGAGGGGUCCCACUGCCGGUUUCGUGCGAAAAGUGGAGACGUGGCAAAAGCCCCGCACCGCUCGCCCGACUCGCGCCCCGCUCGCCCGGCCCACUCGCCGGCUCCAUUGACGACGACGACGACUCGCACGGUCCCACCGCGCUCCGCACGGAGAGGAAGACCGGGCCUCUGGAGUUUGGCAAUGAUGGAACAGCGGUGGAGGACGCUGCUGCUGCUGCCGCUGCUGGUGCUGCUGCUGCCCAUGGCUUCACACUGCGAGGUGUUCACCUCCAUAGGGCAGAUGACCGACCUGGUGUUCAUGGAGAAGGACCUCCUCAUCUCCCUCAACGACUACAUCCAAGCGGAGGAGAGCAAGCUGGGCCGCAUCAAACGGUGGGUGGAGAAGGUGCAGAGGGUGAUGGAGAAGGCCACAUCGGACCCAGAGACCUUUCUGGGCCACCCCAUCAACGCCUACCAGCUGGUGAAGAGGAUGAGCCACGGCUGGGCGCAGCUUGAGAGCAUGGUGCUGCAGGACACCACCGAGGGCUUCGUCUCGAACCUGACGGCCCAGCGACAGUACUUCCCCACGGACGAGGACCAGAGCGGUGCCGCCAAGGCGCUGCUGCGCCUGCAGGACACCUACCGGCUGGAGGCGCGCACCAUGGCCAACGGCCUGCUGCCCGGGGUGACCGAGCCGCAGAGGGCGAGGCUGUCGGUGCACGACUGCUUCCAGCUGGGACGCAUCUCCUACACGGCGAGCGACUACUACCACACGGUGCCCUGGAUGGAGCAGACGCUGCGCAUGAUCGACGAGUUCGACGCCGCCGGCACGACCGGGGCGGAGGCCGAGGCCCCCGGCAGCGCCGGCGCCGGGCUGGUGGGCACGGACGAGCCCCCCGGCCGGGCGGAGGUGCUGGACUACCUCUCCUACUCGGUGUACCAGCUAGGGGACGUGGAGCGGGCGCUGGCGCUCACGCACCAGCUGCUCGCCAACGACCCCGGGCACCAGCGCGCGCAGGGCAACGUGCGCUACUUCGACUACGUGCUGGAGCAGAAGAGGAAGUCGGGCAACACCUCGAAGGUGGAGGCGAGCCGCCCGCCCGACGCUUACCCUGAGCGCUACGCCUACGAGAAGCUGUGCCGCGGGGAGGGCAUCAAAAUGACGUCGAGGAGGCGAAGGCGCCUGAGCUGCCGCUUCCAGGACGGCGGGCGAAACCCGCGGCUGCUGCUGUCGCCGGCGCGCGAGGAGGAGGAGUGGGACCGCCCGCGCAUCGUGCGCUACCACGGCGUGAUCAGCGACGGCGAGAUGCAGCGCAUCAAGGAGCUCGCCAAGCCGCGGUUGCAGAGAGCCACCGUUAAAAACCCGCAGACGGGCGUGCUAGAAACGGCCGACUAUAGGGUGAGCAAGAGCGCGUGGCUCGGCGAAGAAGAGGACCCCCUCAUUGCGCGGCUCAACCAGAGGAUCGAGGACGUCACGGGCCUCAACAUGCGCACCGCCGAGGACUUACAGGUGGCUAACUAUGGGUUGGGGGGACAGUAUGAACCCCACUUUGAUUUUGUGACGAAAGAGGAGCCAGACGCGUUCGAACGCCUGGGCACAGGAAACCGCAUCGCGACGUGGCUCUUCUACAUGAGCGACGUGCCGUCAGGUGGAGCGACCGUCUUCCCUGAAGUGGGUGCCUCGGUUAUGCCCAAGAAGGGCACCGCCGUGUUCUGGUACAACCUGUUCGCGAGCGGAGAGGGCGACUACAGCACGCGGCACGCCGCCUGCCCCGUGCUCGUGGGCAACAAGUGGGUGUCCAACAAGUGGAUUCACGAGAGAGGCCAGGAGUUCCGGAGAAAGUGCGGCAUGACAGAGACGGCGUGACGAGCUUGAAGGCUUCUUCUUCUCCCCGCCUCUUCCGCUGCUGCUGUCCCUCUUGCUUCGCUUCCUUCACGGCCUUCUUUCACCCGCCGGUCCUUUUACCCGUCGCCGCGACGAGCCGGCAACGCACCCGAGAGGCCUCUGCCACGAGCGGGAGCCGCCCAGCGUCCCGAACCCCCCCACCCCCCACGUCCCCGCCGCUGCGUCCACCCGCCAGAGAGAGGGCAACCGGUGGUCCACGGACGCACGAGGGGCCGCCUUUGAAUUAAGAUCGUAACUCAUGCCCAGACGAAAAUAACGGUGAGGAGCUCGACGGGUUAAGUCAGGGGAGCGUGCGGGGCACCGUGGGGCUUGCCUGUCCCAGGCCUCGCUGCUCUUUAAGUUUCUCGCGUCCGGCCACGCCCAAGCGCGACGAAAAGUCGCACAAGCCGAGCGAUGUUCAAAGCGCGUGGCUCCAUGGACUCGCUGUCCAUCUGUCUAGCCCCCCCGCCUCUCGAUCACCGCAUACUCCAAACACCCCUCCGACCGCUUUUUAAUUGGUUGUUGAUUUUGACAACUUUUGCCGACGCCAAAGUUAACUCUUGACAACCCUGGCAAGGGUUUGAAUCAUUGAUUUUCUCUGUUUAGAGAACAAAGCAAUGAACAAAGUGAUUGUAUUGAACGUGUGGGUUACAGGCUGCAUGGCUUCAUUAAAUCAAGGUGAUGUUAAUGCAUCACAAAUACAUCACAGAUGAAAGUAUUAAUGCUCUCCCUAACCCAAGUGCACGUUUAUAUAGUUUUUUUUACAUUAGCAUGACAGUCUUGUUUUUUAUUAUGCUACAAAGUGAUGUCUUUGUCAACAAUUGUAUUUCUAAAUUCUGUGACCUCUGGCUGGGCUGGCAUUUAUUUUCCAAAAUCGCUUGCUGGAGCUCGGCUGUACCAAAGCUGGGGCACUCGACGCUUGCCAGUUUAUUUCUCUAAUCUUUUGUGUUCGUGCAAAUGCCUGGUGCUACUAACAGGAUUAUAAAUAUGCAUUUGCCUCGUUUGUGGGGGUUUUUUUCCCGGUACAAUUUUUGAUUUCACAGGAGCCACUUUCGACGUCCGUUUGGAAUAAGUUUUGUGUUUAAACGCAAAGACGCGAGUGUUCCUCGUCGGCAAACGUUUUACAAAGGGAAUUGAUAGGAAACACGCGAUGGUUACACGAUUUAGUGAUAGGGAUGAAAAUAGCAUGCUGGAAAAUCAGCCAUGACCUUUUGUGCCUUACUGUGGUGGUUUUGGCAUGACCCAGCUCCUCCUUGACUUGCAAACAAUCAUGCCCGACUUCAAAGUAACUCGAGCGUACACAGCUAAAGCUAUUGAAUAAAUUACACUCCUCAACUGAGCAAUUCUACACAAGAAUAGAAUUGAAUGAAUUUGAAACCGCAUGUGAAAUUUUUUAUACGACCAGCAGUGAGAGAAACUCAAGUUGUGAUUGGGUCUGUGCUUUAAAAUGCGCAAAACGGCUCGUCGUGAUGAAUCUGCCGCCCUACCGCUUGCCGUUUCUGUCUCGCGGGAAGCCAACCAAUGAAGUUACUUGUGGCGGCGAUUUUUAACAGCGCUGCCAGCACCAAAUACUGAAUAAGUGUUCGAAAACCUUAAGUCACACGGAGCAGUGGGGGAGCGGCGUGCAUUUUGGUAUUGGAGCAAAACAGCGUUUGGCCAACCAAACGAUAACCAGCUCGACAUGGUGGUGCGAUAUUAACUCUCUCGCCUAGUGUACAGGAGGCCAUGGGUUCGAUCCCGGCCCUGACGCCUGCUGUAUAUUUGGAGUUUGCGGUGUCUCUCUCCCCAUGGUCGCGUGGAUUUUUAUCCAGGUCCUCUGCUUCCCCCCAGAUUUAGAAACGUGCGUUUAGAAUAUUUGGCUGCUAUAAAUUUCCACAUUAUAAGCCACUUCGUUGAGCUAUCAUUUGCGAUGAGGUCACUUCUGAAAAAGAGCUACAUAGCUCAGUGGGCCUUACCUGGUUAAAUAAAUGAUAGAACCCCUCCCACUUACCCUCAAUCCUAACCCUACCUCUCUCACCUCCACCUCUUGACACUUUGGUAGGGCUCUCAUUUGUUUAUACUUGUCAGUUUCGGGUGCUCAGAGCGCCGCUCGCCAAAGCCACCCGUCGUAGAGUGUGGGCCCCACGCGGUGAAUAUGGUGUGUGGGCAUUUGCUGGUAGCGCGCGCUAAGAUUCCACGCGGCCGGCCGGCCCUGUUCUGUGCGUCGGGCUUGUAUG